Suillus fuscotomentosus is the source of this 801-nucleotide messenger RNA. RefSeq lists its product as uncharacterized. The record is from RefSeq and is a predicted model, not a curated record. Bases 1 to 801 code for a protein of 266 amino acids. The transcript is spliced from 9 exons. Lineage: Eukaryota; Fungi; Basidiomycota; Agaricomycetes; Boletales; Suillaceae.
AUGAUAAUUGGAUGGGAUAACUUCGCUGAGUACACAAUAGUAGGCUGUCUCGGCUCGAGCGGCCUUCGACUCAAGGGUGCGGAGCGAUGGUAUUGCGGUACCGUACUGCAGCAACCGCCGAGGUCUGGUCAUCAGUUGCAAGGUGAUAUCUCACAAGGGCAGGCUGUCUCGGUUCGAGCGGCCUUCGACUCGAGCGUGCGGAGCGAUGGUAUUGCAUUACCAUACUGCAGCAACCGCCGAGGUCUGGCCAUCCGUUGCAAGAUGCCGGUGCCAGGUGAUCUCUUACAAGGGCAGGCUGUCUCGGUUCGAGCGGCCUUCGACUCGAGCGUGCGGAGCGAUGGUAUUGCAUUACCAUACUGCAGCAACCGCCGAGGUCUGGCCAUCCGUUGCAAGAUGCCGACGCCAGGUGAUAUCUUACAAGGGCAGGCUGUCUCGGUUCGAGCGGCCUUCGACUCGAGCGUGCGGAGCGAUGGUAUUGCAGUACCAUACUGCAGCAACCGCCGAGGUCUGGCCAUCCGUUGCAAGAUGCCGACGCCAGGUGAUAUCUUACAAGGGCAGGCUGUCUCGGUUCGAGCGGCCUUCGACUCGAGCGUGCGGAGCGAUGGUAUUGCAGUACCAUACUGCAGCAACCGCCGAGGUCUGGCCAUCCGUUGCAAGAUGCCGACGCCAGGUGAUAUCUUACAAGGGCAGGCUGUCUCGGUUCGAGCGGCCUUCGACUCGAGCGUGCGGAGCGAUGGUAUUGCAGUACCAUACUGCAGCAACCGCCGAGGUCUGGCCAUCCAUUGCAAUUUAACAUGUUAA